AAAUUGUUCAAUUUCAAUACGGCUUAGAAUUUAGGCUCAAAUGGAUCUGCCCUUUGGUACUCAGACUCCUGAAUUGGAUGUCCUUAUUGUAGGAGCCGGGCUGUCAGGCCUGACCUCGGCUGUAAAGAUCCUGGCCAAGGAGAGCUCCUUAAGGCUCCGGAUUAUCGAGAGUAACGAAACUCUUGGCGGUCAGCUGGGCGAAAACGGCGUUCGAUUCAUUGACAGCGAACAGCAGGACAUGUUGUCCUUUCUAAAUCUCGUCCAUUUGAAUCCUCGCAAGCGAAGGAGCGAUAGCGGUGGAUUGAAAAGGUGUUGGGAUCUAGAUCGUGGAAUAACUUCCCUGCCUGCCAAAUUUGAGCUCAAUAGAUACAUCAAUAUGUUGGAGUUGCGAAUGUCCAAAUUUCGCUCGAAACGUUUUAGUCUACGAGAACGAGUGGGUAAUAUGGAGCAUCAUAUUUGCCAACAUUUGUAUUUCGGAAAGUCUCGGAAUUUUAUGCUUAACCUCGUAGAAAUUGUUUGCGGUGCACCAGCCAGCGAGGUGGACUACGAUGUCUUCAUGUCGAUUUGCAGCUCCUGUGGAGGUCUUAAUAUGUUGAUUGAUUACUAUUGUGACUAUCCAAGCAGUUUCUUUGAGGUCUCUACUCAUCAGCUGAUCCAAAGUAUUAUGGAUAAGAUGCACUUUACUGGAAUUACUUUGAACUGCAAGGCAGUGAAGCUUGAGCACUUUAAGAACUAUGUCCAGGUGACGGACGACGAGGGAUACAAGUUUACAGCGGAGGCUGUAAUCCUGGCCAUACCCUGGAACAAAGUGCAGAAGUUAGAGUUUGUGCCGCCUAUACCGAAGGCGUUUCAGCCGCCUCCUGCCUCGAAAGGACGAAAAAAACCCCAUCGAGUGAUAAGCCAAUUUCAUUUGGGCUAUGGGAAGUCCUUUUGGGCGGAUCGGGGGUACUCGGGCAACUUCCUCAACUCGGAUCCCAUGGUCAGCGGCCACGAAAGUCAGAUGUCCACCCUCUGUGGCUACAUGCUGCACUCUCCCGAAGAGCAGGAUGAAGCCCUGGAGACGGUGAUCGAUCUGCUGGCCAAGGAAUUUGGGGAGGAGAUGCGCAGGCCGUUGGAGUGCCACUGCUUCGCGGAAGAGUUGAAUGAGGCGUUGCAUAAGCCGCAAAUCAAGCCCUGGCACCGCAUCAUCUGGUCCAGUUCCUCGGCGGUCGGCACCAGCUAUCGCAGUCUAAUGGGCGGAGCGGUGCAGAGUGGUGUCCGGGCGGCUGUAAACGCACUUUUUGUGGUGCGGCCGCAGGUGGUAAGCUGGAAGGACAUGCUCGACGAUCGAGAAAAGGGGUCCAGUGAAAGAGAGUCCGCUGGAAGACUUACGGGUCUUUUCAGUCGCCUGAAUCUCUACAACGUCACCUUCUACAGCUGUUUUGUACUCGGACUCAUCUGGCUACUAAACUUUGGCUACUCACGAGCUACUUAAGUACCUUCCCCUAAGGACACCCCCCGAUUGUGUAUCUUUUGAAAUUAAAGUGUUGGUUUUUAUGCACAGAA
Drosophila bipectinata is the source of this 1545-nucleotide messenger RNA. RefSeq names its product sheepish (gene shps). The record is from RefSeq and is a predicted model, not a curated record. Lineage: Eukaryota; Metazoa; Arthropoda; Insecta; Diptera; Drosophilidae. Gene Ontology annotation, molecular function: oxidoreductase activity.